AUUAUACCUGGCAUCAUGGCGCUAGCUCACGUGUUCCAAAAACUUUUACCGCGGUCUUCCAACGCCAUUUUCAUUUCUUACCGGCAUCCGUUAUUCAAGUGUGGGAGUCUGAAGCAGGAUCCAGUUUUUUCACUUAGUAGGCAUUUUACUUCUGAAACAAUGGCUAAGCCUCAAGUUUUUUUCGAUAUGGCUGCUGAUAAUCAGCCUCUUGGCAGGAUUGUUAUGGAAUUGCGAGCAGAUGUUGUGCCUAAGACAGCAGAGAACUUCAGAGCUUUAUGUACUGGUGAAAAAGGAUUUGGCUACAAGGGAAGUACCUUUCACAGAGUUAUCCCAGGUUUUAUGUGCCAGGGUGGUGAUUUCACCAAGCAUGAUGGAACUGGAGGAAAGUCAAUUUAUGGCAAUAAAUUUGAGGAUGAAAACUUUAUCUUGAAACAUACUGGACCUGGAAUAUUGUCAAUGGCUAAUGCUGGGAAAAAUACCAAUGGAUCCCAGUUUUUUAUCUGUACUGCAAAGACCUCAUGGUUGGAUGGUAAGCAUGUAGUAUUUGGUCAAGUUGUUGAAGGUUUUGAUGUUGUUAAGAAGAUAGAAAGCUUUGGAAGUCAGAGUGGCAAGACUUCCAAGAAAAUCAUUGUAUCAAACAGCGGACAAUUGUAAUUUUGUUUGCAUGUUUUAUUGAAUUUGUAUGUUGCUAUUUUGUAAUAAAGUUUGCAAUUAAACUAUAACAAGUA
Molecule: messenger RNA, 728 nt
Organism: Argiope bruennichi
Lineage: Eukaryota; Metazoa; Arthropoda; Arachnida; Araneae; Araneidae
Product: peptidyl-prolyl cis-trans isomerase-like
Exons: 5
Coding region: 16-654 (212 amino acids)
Biological process (GO): protein peptidyl-prolyl isomerization; protein folding
Cellular component (GO): intracellular membrane-bounded organelle
Molecular function (GO): peptidyl-prolyl cis-trans isomerase activity
Source: RefSeq, a predicted model, not a curated record